AUGGCGGCGGCAGUGCAGGCCAUGAAGGGGGUGAUGGGCUCAUUUCGAAGGAGUGUGAUGACCCCUGCUGGCAGCUGGAUGCGCAGCCCUCUAGCGUCAAACUUGGGGGUGGCCUCGCGGCGCUGUUUCUCCUCGACCCGGCAAACUUGGGCGCGCCAGCCUUCGCUGCGCCCGGCUCCCGGAAAGGGGCCUGCCUCUUCCAGCACCAAGCCCGCGCGUUCGGGUUCCACCAGUCAUGCAGCCAAGCCCUCUGCCGCCGCGGCGGGGGGCGCGGCGACCCACUCGUCGGCUGGGGAUGUCCUCGUUUUUAGCUGCGAGCGUACGGGCUUUAUCCGGCUCAUGAAAGCUGCUGCCUUUUCCCAAGUCACACUCUGGAUCUCAGCUGCAACACUUGCUCCCCAGAUGCGGGAGGAAGGGGCGUUGGACGGCAAGGCCAGCUCCUCCACAAGGUUUGGGUGGACGUUUGCAAGCCUGAUGAUGGCCGUCAUGUUCCUUGGCCUUGGCAUCUACGUCCCACGCCGCUAUGUGAGCAGGCUCUACACGACGGGCCAGGGCCAACUGCGAAUCCAAACGUACAAUUACUGGGGUCGCCGUAGCUUUGAGAUGCCGGUCAGCGAGUUGUUGAUGACGACUCGACAAACCACGGCCGUCGCCAACAGCGUGGUCACCUUUCGCAUUCCCGGCCAUCGCUUCUUCUACAUGCUUGACGGAACCAAUGGAACCCUGCACAACCAAUCGGCGUACAACCUAAUUGUGCGCCAGGCUCGGCAGUUUUAA
Monosiga brevicollis MX1 is the source of this 777-nucleotide messenger RNA. RefSeq lists its product as uncharacterized. The record is from RefSeq and is a predicted model, not a curated record. Lineage: Eukaryota; Choanoflagellata; Craspedida; Salpingoecidae. The transcript is spliced from 5 exons. Gene Ontology annotation, cellular component: mitochondrion. Bases 1 to 777 code for a protein of 258 amino acids.